CAUGGCGGACCAAAAAAGAUGAAAACGGAAGGUGGAAAACCCCUAAACCAGUUACGAGUAAAUGGAUAGCUGAGAAUUAGAAACUCAGAAUGGCACACUUCGGGAAAGAUGUUGAUAAUUUUAGUGCUACAAGAACCAUUAGAAUUGUUGGAGUAGAAACUAAUGAAAAAUUCACGACAUACAUUAUAGAAGUUGCAGUAGGACACUACGUUUGGAGAGUGAAGCAUCGUUACAAUGAUUUUCACGACCUACACGAUCAGCUUGUAUAUUCCUGUAAAGUGGACAAGUGCCUGCUACCACCAAAGAAAAUGUUUGGGAACCAGAGUGAAUCCUUUAUAAAGAAGCGACAGGCUGACUUAGAGGCUUAUCUUCAGACCAUGCUGUACUACCUCGCUCACAAAGUCCCAUCUGCCCUCGCCACCUUCCUACAAUUCGACAAAUAUGAAAUUCAUGGUAUUACACAAUGCAUGGCAGAAGAAUUAUACAACAGAGGUGAGAUCCUGCUGCAGUCCCGGGACCCCUACGUCGUGACCCCCCUCCAGUUAUACUCCCUGACCGAGAGACUGAAGCUCCCCGAACCCACGUGUGGUAAGCUUGGUGAUGUAAAGAAAGACAUUGGACACAUUCUGGAUUUUAUCACAAGAGUUAAAUGCUUGAAGGUGGCAGGCAGUCGUGAUAGAGUAGGUACCAGUAAUAUAGACAUGACACAACUGAAGUUUGACCUCUCUCUCUUCAAGUCCUUACAAUGUCUGGAGACUGAAUGCUGUCAUGUUAGUAAUAUACUGGGAAUAGAGACAAUAAAGGAGACGCUGGAGAAAGUCAGUAUACGACAGGGUCUGACCAAUAUAAGGGACUUGGUGCUGAAUGGCUUGAGGCAGUGGAAGGCGGAGGAUGGUACGGUACUGGUCACACACUGGGAUAAUCUGGUGGAGGCUGACUUCAGCAGGAACUCCCUCAGUGAGAUAGACGACAGUGUGCAACUGAUUCCCCGUGUGGAGGUACUGGACCUGAGCCACAACAGACUGACUGGUGUCCAGCAUCUGAACUGGCUCAGUCAACUCACUCAACUCGAUCUCUCAAACAACGAGAUCACAGGGCUUGACUCGCUUCACACCAAGAUAGGAAAUCUCAAAAUACUCAACCUCUCAGGGAACAGACUGGAGAGUCUUAGAGGUUUGUCCAAACUUUACUCCUUGGAAACACUGGAUGUAAGAAACAACAAACUCUCACAGGUGGCCGAGGUGCAGUAUGUGUGUUGUCUCCCUUGUAUUGAGAAUCUUUAUCUCCAAGGAAACCCAGUGAACCAUGUCCUGGACUACAGAACUAAGAUCCUGGAACAAUGUGGGGACAGAGUCUUAGAGGUGAGCUUAGACGACAUGAAGCCAACACAGAAGGAACUGGAUACAGUGGCAGUAUUACAGGCCAUCAGGAAGUCUAAAGAAAACAAGGCUAAAAUAGGCACCACCAGAAAGUUGUCAGCGAGUGAGCUCCAGUCCAGCGGUUCUAGACAUUCCAGUCUGUCUGGUACUGAAGACAAACUUCCUGCUACACCAGAGUUGGGCUGGAGCACACAUGGAUCUUUCAGUGCCACGCCCAACGUAUCAGAUGUAGAUUCUCCCAACUCCUCGCGUACAGGAUCUGAUGCUAGUCAAGUCAAGGACUCUAGCGGCCAUUCCAGUAGAACCAGUUUAACAGGAAGUGAAGGGGAACAUAAGGGGGAACAGCGACCCAGAUUCCGGACACUGUCCCGAGAUGACCCUUCUACAUCCCCCACCAUAGCUAUCAGCUCAUUACCCACCCAUCAGGACCCAGAAUUCAUGGCCUGGAUUCAGGAAAGACUGUUCGGCAAAGACACUGAACCUGGUGCUAUUGUGGAACAGGUUCUGAAUGUUCUUUGGUGUGGUGUUAUUCAGUUUACCCGACAGGAGUCCUUGGUUCCUUGCUGUGCUGUUCUGUCUCAGCGGAGGAUCUUCAUCUUACGACUGAAGCCAGGAGAGAGUGGGUACCCUGAUGUGCCAGACAUUGAGACCUUUUAUAUAUUACCCCUUUGUAAUGUACAGGAGAUAGUGAUAGGUCCCUGCUACAGCUAUAUCAGACUGGAGGAGUCCUUCGUUGGGGCCAGUGGUACGUUUGUACUGAUAGCAGCAGACCCUGAUGAUGGGAAGUCUUUCUCAGACAGCAUUACGUCAGCUUACAGUGGUGGGGAUCUAGGCCCUCUCAAUCUCUUAAACUGUUCACAAAAUUCAGACUUAGCCUCCCACAUAUUUUCUUUGGAGGAUUUGGAGGGACUUUGCACAGGGAGAAUAGCUUAUGGAAUGUAUAUCACCAUUGCUGGGGUGGAGCAACCAAGUCUCCUGAUUCUGUCAGAGAACAAAGUUUACCUUGUCCAUAUAGACUGCCUUUUCUGGCCAAGGCCUUCUUUUCUAAGUGUGCUUGAAGACAUAAAAAAUCCUAACUUUACAUUCCUUCAGCAUCAUUCCAUCACAGCCAAAAUGAGUGACAUUAAGUUAAAUGUGAAACUUAAGCUUUCCUCUAGAUCAAAGAAAACAUCCUCUGUGGACACUUCCCUUAUACAAUUUGAAAAAUAUGGUCUGUCCAUCAUAUUCCAUGAACUUGCAGGUCCUGUUGGUUUGCAUCUUUACUUCUUUUCAACUAAAGCUAGAGAUGGCUUUUUGGAUCGAUUGACCAAUUUGAGAGCUGAGCAUGCACAUAGGUUGUCACCAACAAUACGAGAGGAACCAGAAGGGGGAAAUGAGUCUUCUGACAGUCUAGACAAUACAAGCUCAACACAGCUUCCUAUCAGUCCCCCAAAGGAGCCUCAGGACGAGGCUUUAGUGGAAGAAGAAAAGGUUGUUAAUGUAAGAGAGGAAAACACACCAGACGCUAUAGAACAAGAGUUCCUAGCUGGAGCAGUGACAGAAACUGAUGAGCAAUGUUCAAAAAGUCGCGCAGCUACCGUUUCUGGGGUAACACUUAAAGUGUCAACAGCAAAGGAAGAAGCAGUACCUGAAAUAGAUUAUCUGACUGAUGAACUCUGUGUGCAGCUGACCACAUCCAUCCAAAACUACUCUUUAGCAAAGAAGAUGCCCUCUAAACUGAAAGUUCUGAGAAAUAUGACUGGAAAAGAACUAGUACAGUAUUUCCAUUCUGACAUUGCAAUGAUUGGGGUGGAUUAUGAACAGCUUCAUUUUGUCCUAUGGUCUGUUGUCAUUCCAUAUGAUCGUCCUCAUUCUGAAAUAAUUUCAUGCGUGAUGCUCAGCACUAAAGCUGUGUAUUUUGUGUCCAACCAGCUGGUCAAGUCUCCCAUGAAAGAGAGGCAGUCUUGGAUGACCCACACUCGCCACAAGUCCGAUUCCAUUGUCCUCGGUCAGCAACCAUUCCAGAUGGACCCCCACCAUACGUCAGGAAUCAUCCACAACAGUCAGAGGGGUACAAUCAUCCGACCAUACCAUAUUCUGAAGUACUCAGACCUCCACCAGGUCAAUGUGGGGCUGUUUGAUCAGUGUGUAAGACUCACUGGUCAUGACAGACACACAGUAAAUACCCUAGUAACCCGUGAUAGUGCUGUUACAGAAAAGUUCUUAAACCAGCUCACUACAAUGCUGUCAAUAUUCACAUCUUCACCCAUGUUGGACAAGAGUUCAUCUGACCUAGAACAGGAUUUCUAUAGGGCCUUUGAGAGGAGAACUAAGACUGUUGUUGACGGAAUGGAAUACGUACAUCCAAGUAAAGUCCAGUUCAUCUACCCAGGGGAAGACGUUAUGUCUGAUCUCUUGUAUAUAAUUACUGAGCAUCUCAAACUGCCUGUCACUUCCAAGAGAAAGGCUGACAUUCUGAUGUACUGGAUUGGCUACUUAGCGACAGAGGAGCACCACGCGGGAUCAGUAGACCAUGUAGAAUCCCGCAGUAUGGUCCUGACCAAUCAGUAUCUCUGUUUUAUUCUGGAAGACGUCAUUAACUAUCCCAUUCCUGAUUUUGCACGAGGACUUCCAAACUCACCCAGAUACAAGGUGACCAAUACAAUGAAAAUCAGUCAUUUGAAGAGAGUACUUAUGUUCAAAGACAACGAACACAAACUCAGCCUUAUAUUCUCGGAUGAACCUGAUGAAAUCAAUGUGGAUACGUCUUCCGACCAUUUCAGUUUGGAGAAUAAUUCUAGUGGUCGUCUGUCGCCCCCAGAAAUAGAGACCACAAUCCUUGUUCAGAGCCCCAGAGACAUUAACAAGUUCAUGCUUCUACUUAAAAACCAAUGGAGGGAAGUUCAAGAUGGCGAAGAACUUGAAGUUCAUCUUCUGUGAUAGCAUUUCCUAGCACUCACUGGCUUGUUGUUAAUUUGUGCAAUAGUUGACAUUCUUUAUGAAAAGUUUUAGUGUUUACACCAAAUAUGUUUUUUUCUGCCAAAUCUAUAUCACUGUUAUAAAUAUGUACAUGGUUUGUACUGGUCAGAUAUCAUGUUAUAAUGAUACUUGUUAUUAUGAUGAUUAUGGUUGUAUGAAAUAAUAAAAGUAAAAAAUAAA
Saccostrea cuccullata (small rock oyster) is the source of this 4517-nucleotide messenger RNA. Its product is annotated as nischarin-like. NCBI's taxonomy places the organism in Eukaryota, Metazoa, Mollusca, Bivalvia, Ostreida, Ostreidae. The transcript is spliced from 17 exons. Gene Ontology annotation, molecular function: protein binding; phosphatidylinositol binding. The record is from RefSeq and is a predicted model, not a curated record. The coding region runs from base 90 to 4298 and encodes 1402 amino acids. Gene Ontology annotation, cellular component: cytoplasm.